UGGCUGGCCAAAGGCGAAGUCAGAAGCAUCAAUAGCUCUAUCCUUGCCCAGCUGGUUGACUCCAGACAUCGUGUGGACCCCAGCGAAGCCUUUAAGGUAAUUUACAAGGUCCCGCCAAACUACCCAAAGUCCCUGGGUCAGCGGUUUGCUAGCAACAGCAGAAGCAACCGCGAUCCGGUUGGGGAAGCCGGUCCUGUGCUCGCAGACGAACCUCCCUAA
Molecule: messenger RNA, 219 nt
Organism: Dibothriocephalus latus
Lineage: Eukaryota; Metazoa; Platyhelminthes; Cestoda; Diphyllobothriidea; Diphyllobothriidae
Source: the annotation of a GenBank genome assembly